This is a messenger RNA of Ochotona princeps (American pika), 2779 nucleotides long. RefSeq names its product exonuclease 3'-5' domain containing 2 (gene EXD2). The transcript is spliced from 11 exons. NCBI's taxonomy places the organism in Eukaryota, Metazoa, Chordata, Mammalia, Lagomorpha, Ochotonidae. The record is from RefSeq and is a predicted model, not a curated record. Gene Ontology annotation, cellular component: cytoplasm; nucleus. Gene Ontology annotation, biological process: nucleobase-containing compound metabolic process. Gene Ontology annotation, molecular function: 3'-5' exonuclease activity; nucleic acid binding. The coding region runs from base 458 to 2359 and encodes 633 amino acids.
GACGGGAGGGUAGGGGAGUAGGGUUGCGGCCCAAAGUAGCCAAGAAGUGAAAGCUGAACUGCGGAAUUCCUGGGGAAAAAAAGCCUGUCCCAUUUACCUCAACCUAAAAAUAGACAAGAUCUGUUCACACGCCAGCUUUGUGGGAAACUUCCUUUACUGUCCAGUGUCAGCAGCAGUACAGACCAUCAAGCCUCCGAGAAACUGGACGGACAACUAUUGCUCCAGCAGCUUCCGUACAAGAUGGCGCUCCUCGUUCUCACGCGUCCCUCGGGCUACAUCCGUCGGUCCGGCCACAGGACCGGAAGUGGUUGCGAACCUAGCGGAUCCGGGUGGGUGUGCGCAGGCGGUCACGGAGGUUCCAGCUCUUGAAGCGUGAGGUGCCGCAGGUGUUGGCGCCGGGAGCGAGGCCGCAGAUUGUGGGCCUAGUGAUGUGUUUUCCUGAACAGUAGAGUCCAAGAUGUCGAGGCCCAACUUCGUGGCUUUGACCGUGACCACCCUUCUGGGUGUGGCUGUGGGAGGAUUUGUCCUGUGGAGAGGCAUACAGCAGCGGUGGAGAAAGACAAGCCCUGUGACCCAGCAGCAGCAGCAGCAGGUGCACGUUCAGGAGGAGGAGCAGCCGCAGCAGCAGCAAGUGCCGGGCAGUGGGGAACCGCCCACUCCAGCAGAAGACCAGCCGCACUCCCGCCCCCCCAGAACCUCCUGGGAGGACAGGAUCCUCCAAGGGAAGGUGGUGGUAGUGUCGCAGGAGGCAGAGUGGGAGCAGAUCGAGCCCGUGCUUAGGAGCGACUUGGAAGAUUUUCCAGUUCUUGGAAUUGACUGUGAGUGGGUGAACUGGGAAGGCAGAGCCAGUCCUCUGUCACUCCUGCAAAUGGCCUCCCCAAGUGGCCUCUGUGUCUUGGUUCGCUUGCCCAAGCUGAUGUAUGGAGGAAGAAUGCUACCAAGAACAUUACUAGACAUCUUGGCAGAUGGCAGCAUUUUAAAAGUUGGAGUGGGAUGUUCGGAAGAUGCCAGCAAGCUUCUGCAGGACUACGGCCUCGCAGUCAGGGGCUGCCUGGACCUCCGCUACCUGGCAGUGCGGCAGAGAAGCAAUUUGCUCUGUAACGGGCUUAGCCUGAAAUCACUCGCCGAGACUGUUUUGAACUUUCCCCUUGACAAGUCCCUUCUACUUCGUUGCAGCAACUGGGAUGCUGAGACACUUACAGAGGAACAGGUGACGUAUGCCGCCAGGGACGCUCAGGUGUCGGUGGCUCUCUUUCUGCAUCUCCUCGGAUACUCUGUGUCGAGGAAUUCUGCCGUACGAGAGAGCGAUGACCACACUGGCUGGAGGGAAGUCCUGGAGAAAUGUCGGCACAUGGUAGACGUCCCGUUCCGCAGCAAAGCGUUCAGCAGAUUGGGAGAAGAGGUUAACGGGGAAGCCACGGAGUCGCCGCAGAAGCCAAGAAAUAAGAAGGCUAAGAGUGAUGGAGCAGUGCCUGGCAGCCAGCAAGGGAGAGACCCCAGAAGACAUAAGAGAAAGCCCUUGGGCGUGGGCUAUUCAGCCAGGAAAUCACCUCUUUACGAUAACUGCUUCCUUCACGCUCCUGACGGACAGCCUCUCUGCACCUGUGACCGAAGAAAAGCCCAGUGGUACCUCCACAAAGGCAUUGGAGAACUGGUGAGCGAAGAGCCGUUUGUGGUGAAGCUCCGCUUUGAGCCCGCGGGCAGACCUGAAUCCCCGGGAGACUACUACCUGAUGGUCAAAGAGAACCUGUGCGUGGUGUGUGGCAAGCGGGACUCCUACAUCCGGAAGAACGUGAUUCCCCACGAGUACCGCAAGCACUUCCCCAUCGAGAUGAAGGACCACAACUCGCACGACGUGCUGCUGCUCUGCACCUCCUGCCACGCCAUCUCCAACUACUACGACAACCACCUGAAGCAGCAGCUGGCCAAGGAGUUCCAGGCCCCCAUUGGCUCCGAGGAGGGCUUGCGCCUGCUGGAGGACCCCGAGCGCCGGCAGGUGCGUUCCGGGGCCAGGGCCCUGCUCAACGCCGAAAGCCUGCCUGCACAUCGCAAGGAGGAGCUGCUGCAAGCACUAAGAGAGUUUUACAACACGGACACCAUCACGGAGGAGAUGCUGCAGGAGGCCGCCAACCUGGAGACCAGGAUCUCCAAUGAAAACUACGUCCCGCACGGGCUCAAGGUGGUGCAGUGUCACAUCCAGGGUGGCCUGCGCUCCCUCAUGCAGCUGGAGAGCCGCUGGCGCCAGCACUUCCUGGACUCCAUGCAGCCCACACACCUGCCCCAGCAGUGGUCGGUGGAUCACAACCAUCAGAAGCUGCUCCGGAAAUACGGGGAUGACCUUCCGAUCAAGCUGUCAUGAGCGCUGCCCCUGCCCAGGUUAGGACGGGUGGGAGGCCGUGGUCGAGGUGGAACGGACCUGUCUUCCUGUUGGACUGCAUCAGCAUCAGUUGUCAGAGCCCGAGUCAGAGUGCGGGUCAGGAUGCUAGCCUGUACAGAUCCCGGAUCUCCUGGAGCCGUCAGGGUGCGAUCUUAAGGGCAGCUCAGGGUUUUUGGAUUUUAACUGGGCAAGAGCAGUACGCAUGCUUUUUUCCUCUUUUGUUUUGUUUUUGUGAGCAGGAAAGGCCUCAACCUUUAUUCCACUCCCUUUCUUCCUUUCCUGCACCAAGGGAAACUGAGGAUUUCUCCAAGAAGCCGCUUGUCUAGACUCUUAGAUCGUCGUUUUUUAGCACACUGCCUGCCUGUGAAGCGCACCGAUUGGCCUCAGUGGUCGAGGUCGGAC